AAUUUUGUCUGAAAUUAAAUGUCGCGUAAUUAUUCUAUCAAGACAGAGAAAAAAAACUACCAAUUUGAAAGCAACAACAUUGACAGUAAAUCUGAACAGCCAUACUUGAUAUCAACAGUAUAAACGACGGUAAACCAUGUCUGCUUUAGAACCAGAAACACCCAAUUCUGCGACUCCUGUGGGAGCAGCCGAAGAGCCUGUUCCAACUAAAGAGGAAGUCAAAAUAGAAGCUGAGGAAGAAGUCACUGUUGACGUUGAAAAAUUAAGAUCUGAAUUCAGAGAUAAAGCUAAGAAUUAUUUGGUCGAACAAACUAAUCAUAUCGUUAGUCCAUCGUUUUCCAAGUGGUUUGAUUUCAGCAAGAUCCAUUCUAUUGAGAAAAAGCUGUUUCCAGACUUCUUCAAUGAUAAUGAAAACAAAUCUCCCUAUAAAUCCCAAGAUGUAUACAAGAAUAUGAGAGAUUUCAUUGUCAAUACUUUCAGACUUAAUCCUAAGGAGUAUUUGACUAUCACUGCCAUCCGUAAAAACUUGGCUGGUGAUGUUACAUCAAUUAUAAGAAUACAUCAAUUCUUAGAAAGAUGGGGUUUAAUCAAUUAUCAAAUCGAUCCUAGAACAAAACCUUCAUCGAUUGGUCCUCAAUAUACUGGUCACUUCCAAGUUACUUUAGACACCCCAACUGGAUUGGUACCAUUAAUUCCGGAAAAAGCCAAAAUCAUAAAUAUCGAAACAAAUGGUGCUAGUUUACCAUCUCCAGCAUCAUCUGAAACUGAAGCAAUCAAAUCCGAAGAUCUUUCUUUGAAUUUAGAAGUUAGAAGAAAUGUUUAUACUUCCACAAGUAAGAAACCAAGUCAAAAACCAGAAACCUCUGUUCAUUAUUCAUGUAAUAUAUGUGGUAAAGAUACAACAGAAGUAAGAUACCAUAAUCUUAAAAUAAAGUCAUAUACACACAAUCCAAGUUCAACCAUCAACAAUGCCAGUAUUUUAUGUACCGUUUGUUAUGAACAAGGUUUGUUCCCUCUGAACUUUUUAUCAUCCGAUUACAUCAAGUUAACUCAAUCACAAGAAUCAGAAGAAUGGACCGAACAAGAAAUUUUAUUAUUAUUGGAAGGAAUUGAAUUGUUUGGAACCUAUGAAACUGCCGCUGUCAAUGGUAGCAUUAAUGCUAAUAGUAAUUCUCAAUGGGAUAAAAUUGCUGAACAUGUUGCUACCAAAACAAAGGAGCAAUGUUUAAUAAAGUUCAUACAAUUACCAAUUGAAGAUAAAUUCUUAACCAAAUUAAUUGGAGAAGAUCCUAAAGCUGAUUCCGAUGAUGCCUCCAACGGAGCUUUGGUAGAAGCUAUUGUUGCUAAGUUAAUCAAAGAAAAAAAUGGAGAAGAAUUGUUGAAGCAAAGCUCUUCUAAAAGCUUACAAGAUAGUAUACUCGAACAAUCUAAUUUAAUUAAUCAGAUAGUAGAAUUAACUUUAGAAAAAGUUAACCAUAAAUUAAAGAAAGUCGAUACUUUACUGGAAAAUCUUACAAGAGUUGAAAAUCAAAUAAAUUUAGAGAGAAAACAAGUUGUUAUAGAAAGAUGGGUUCAAUUCGAAAAAGUGCAACGUCUUAAAACUGAAAGACCAGACCUUGCCGAAAUCCUUGAUGAUUUAAUCAAACCAGUGAAGAUAAGUGAGGUAAAUAAAUCUCUUAGUACCAGUAAUCAAACAUCCGGAGGUGAUAACAUGGAAAUUGAUGAUGAAAGAGUCAAUCAAUCAGAGACUGAUAAAUUACCAAUCAGUGUCAGUAAGCCAAAGAGUUACCAAUAUUGGUCCGGUUAAAAUAAAUGUACAAUAAUUAGUUAGUUAAUUAAUCAACCAAAUUUGUAAUAUAAAACCAUGAAAUAAAUAUAAAUUAA
Messenger RNA from Scheffersomyces coipomensis, 1884 nucleotides. RefSeq lists its product as uncharacterized. The record is from RefSeq and is a predicted model, not a curated record. Lineage: Eukaryota; Fungi; Ascomycota; Pichiomycetes; Serinales; Debaryomycetaceae. Gene Ontology annotation, biological process: positive regulation of DNA-templated transcription. Bases 137 to 1807 code for a protein of 556 amino acids. Gene Ontology annotation, molecular function: histone binding; DNA binding. Gene Ontology annotation, cellular component: SWI/SNF complex. The transcript has a single exon.